UCGUGCCAAUCGAUUCUUCACACAUGACGAUGAUGCACGCGACCAAGGGCGAGUUUGUCGGCGCUGUGACGGCACUGCAUUUCUCUGCCGACGGAUCCUUGCUCUAUGCGGCCGUAGGAUGUACGUUGUACGUGUAUGACACUACGAAUGGCACGAUGUUUGUGUCGCCACUGCCGAUAUGGUCACACGGAACGAUCCAUGGCAUGGACGUGGCGCAGUCGUUGGCGCUGUGCUUUGGUCAGAAGCAACUCGCUCUUGUGAGCGCGCUUCCUACCACGACCACGUCAAAUGUACAAUCGUCGUCUCCAUCGUCCAUCAUUGCCACGGAAUGCAUGGACUGGAUCCUGGACGCGCGCUUGCUGGUGGACGACGUCGUCGUAGACGACACGGCACUUCUAUUGCCCAUGGUUGCCGUCGGCCUCGCGCACAACAUGGUACACAUAUGGGACCCUUCGACCCGCACCACGUUGCAGACGUUUCAAUGCACCGAACGCACCAUUUUGUAUGCGAUGGGACUGUACGGUCGAUCCCUCGAGUCGCUUAUUGUAGCGGCAGGCACGGUCUUUCAGCACAUUUUACUGUGGGCACCUCCGACAUUGUCGUCCUCAUCCAGCAGCCAGCAACCUUCCAAUUCCGUCGCCCAAGUCACCCAACGCCUCCACCAACAUGACGGUGUGUUGUUUCAAUUGACGUGGUCGAGUACGGGUCGACAGCUGGCGUCCGUCUCGGACGACCGAUCGGUGCAAUUGUGGUCGAAUCUGACCAACGACGUGGGUCGUGAUGACGUGGCACUCGCUCGUGACGCGAAUCUCCGCCUUGGGUUUCAGUCCCAAUUCCGAGGAUGGGGACAUACCGCCCGUGUGUGGGAUGUGCAGUUUGCCAGCCAUGGACGCCUCGUAAGUGUGAGCGAAGACGCCACGGUCAAAGUCUGGAGCGGCCCCACUGGCGACUGCUUGACGACGCUACUUGGCCACGUCGACACCAACGUGUGGCGGGUAGCUGUCCACCCGGCUCGGACGGAAUGGGUGGCCACGGGCGGCGGGGACAACGCCAUCAAGUUGUGGAACAUUGACCGCGCCAUGGCUAACCAGUCGUUGGGAACCAGCGCCACCAGACACAUGCAGACGUUGCCAACUUUAUCCCUUUCAUCAUCAUGUGCUUCAUCAUCGUCGCAGAGGACGUUGGAGGAGGCAACGCUGGCCAAGAAACAACCAAAAAAAGUCAGUUCCCACGGCGCGUCUGUGCGCAGUUUGGUGGCGUUGCCGUCGAGUGUGGUGUGGAUCAGUGACCAAGGUCAUGUGGGCGUCACAUCCCUCAUUUCUUCGUCGUCGGCUCCACUGGUCGUCGUGCCAUUGCAUGCCAACUUGUGUUGUGUGGCGGCGACCUCUGGCGGCGAUCUGGUGGCGGUGGGGGACGUCUCGGGGUGCGUUCAUUUACUCUCCUCGUCGUCGUCGUCGUCUACGUCGUCAGAUCUUGUCGAAAUCGCGACAGCUCAAGCGCAUAUCGGGCGCAUCAUGUCUAUUUGGAUUGUCCAACACCAAGAUAUAACAGCGGUGUUUACCACGGGCGUGGACUUGACCUUGCGCGAAUGGCGGGUGGCCCCACGACCGCAAGGACCAGGUGAUCAUGGUGAUGCUGGUCGUACUGCCUUGACUCCCGUCGCCACGUAUAAAUGCCCAAGCAAACACUGCUGCGUUUCAGCCUUGUUGGCAACGGAUGACGGCGCGCUGUUGUGGUGCGGCGACGCCCGCGGAAACUUGUGUGUGUACGACCGCGUGGCGCUAGUUGCUUCAACCACUGACGAUCCUCAUGGCGACAAGUCCAAUGCAGGUAUCCAGCCCAAGCAUGUACUGUGGCAAGUUCACGGCAAGGAUGUGGUAUCCUGUCUGACGUGGCACAACCACAUGCUGUACAGUGGCAGCCACGACGGAUUUGUGUGUACAUCGCGGUAUGCCUUUGGAGAGCUGCAAGUGGUGCGUCGCGUGGGGGUCAAAGGUAUUUCAACCAUCAAGUCCAUCUACUGGCAGUCCGACGGCGGUCUGCGCGUGUUUGGGUUCCACGCCACGCAAGCCAUCUUGGUGGAUGUCUCGCAGUCGCUCCGGCUCUUGGCGCUAGAGUGUGGCGGCUACCGUCGGCCCCACGCGCUCUUCCUUUCCGACUCUGAUGUGUCACAUGUGUUUGCAUUUACCACCCCCGGCUCCGCCGCCCUCCAAGUGCACUCGUCGACGAUCAUUGUCCACCCAUCCAAAGGCCACCAACCCACUACAACCACUGCGUUGAACCACCCCUUUUUGUCGUGGCACGGACACCAUCAUAGCAAAAUGGCCACCAGUGUCGCGUGGGUACACCCCCUUUCGUCGUCCACUCCGCUCCUCGUGACGGGCGGUGAAGACUGCGCCCUCAAACUCCAUGCCCCACAUAGCACGACAGGCAAACCAGUGCAGUGCGUGGAUACAGUGACCAUGCACGGCACAAACGUGCGGUCCGUGGCGGUCGUGGGUCGGGACUGGGUCGUGUCUGGCGGCGGCAAGCAGUCCGUGCACUUGUGGCAGGUGGUCGACAACCACUUGGAUCAUGUGGCCGAGCACACGCCAUCCGAUGCGUCCCAAGAUCAGCGCAUCCUCGCGCUCGCGGCCACGUCCGUGCAAGGACAUGGCACAGACGAUAACGUCAUCGCCGUGUUUGCUACCAACAGCGAAGGCCAAUCAACCUUCUUCACGGCCUCCACGGACCGCCGCCGCGCCGGCCGACUCGACCGACGGCUCAUGUGGACCGGACGGAGCGACAAACCCAUCUUGAGCUGUGCGUUGACUCCCUCCCAUUUCUUCGUCACGGGGGCCACCGAUGGCUACGUGGUCAUCUGGGAUGUGGCGACGCUGUUACGAGGGGACACCUCAACGUCGCCACCUCGACAAGUCUACCAAUACCGAGCCCAUGACAUGGGAGUGAACUGCCUCUGCAUUCGAGCGACGGGGCCAACCACGUUUGACGUGUUUAGCGGCGGCGACGACCAAAAUAUCGCGCAUGCGGCGGUGGACGCGACCGACCGGCUGCAUGUGCAAGUACGCCACUUGCAAGGUAAACAGAAUGCGAGUGCGUCGGCUCUCAAGGCGAUCCAAGUGCUGGACGAUGUGGUGGUGGCUGCUGGGUACGACCAGCGUGUGACGGCGUGGGGCAUGGAACGAGAUGAGUUGACUUGGCGCGGGGCUGCGUUCUCGGAAUGCGCUGAUAUUGCCGGUGUGUCCUUGCGGCGACCGACAUUAGAAGAUGAUGGAGUGAUUGAGGCUGUCGUCGUGGGGAAAGGCAUGCAAAUCGUCACGUUCCAAAAGUAGUGCGAUAAACAAAGUAAACAAGGUGGUUCGACAAAUA
Aphanomyces astaci is the source of this 3369-nucleotide messenger RNA. RefSeq lists its product as hypothetical. The transcript has 8 exons. Gene Ontology annotation, molecular function: protein binding. The record is from RefSeq and is a predicted model, not a curated record. Lineage: Eukaryota; Oomycota; Saprolegniomycetes; Saprolegniales; Verrucalvaceae. Gene Ontology annotation, cellular component: cytoplasm. The coding region runs from base 24 to 3332 and encodes 1102 amino acids. Gene Ontology annotation, biological process: tRNA methylation.